GCUCUCUCCACCUUUCUCUCUUUCUCUGUCUCUCUUUCUCUUUUUUUCUCUGUCUGUCUGUCUGUAUCGAACUUUCUCUUCUGGCUCUCUCCCUUUGCUUUCUCUCUCGCUCUCUCUCCUGCUCUUCCUCGAAUUCGUAGUUUAGUAGGACCCUUCUUCUUCUUCUUCUUCUUCUUCCUCUUCUUCCUCCUCCUUGCCCCUCCCCUCCAUGCCCUAAUUGUAAUCCCGCCCCCAUCCCCAAGCUCCCUCCUCCCCUCCCCUCCCUCAAUUCCAUUCCAUUCCGCCCUCGCCCUUCCACGUUGCUGCUGCUUCUGCUGAAAUUCCUCCUCGCUCGCUAUCCCCUCCCCCUCCCUCCUCGAUUCCACCCCGUCCCUCGUCUUCCUCCCGCAGGACAUUCCGAUUUACAGGGGGUUGCGUGGGCCAGGCACUCCAUUUGUCGCACUCAACAUGUCUGCCGCUACCGCCAACACCAACUUGCCCAGGCGGAUCAUCAAGGAAACCCAACGAUUACUUAGUGAGCCAGAAGUGGGGAUUGAAAAAUUAGGCCAAUAUUUUACGUCGGUAUUUCCGGCGGAUUUUAACCGUUAUGAUGGUGCAUCAUGACACACUAGCUCCGGGAAUCAGUGCGUCACCGUCGGAAGAGAAUUUGCGGUAUUUCAAUGUGAUGAUUCUGGGCCCAUCACAAUCUCCAUAUGAAGGUGGAGUGUUUAAGCUUGAAUUGUUUUUGCCAGAGGAGUAUCCAAUGGCUGCACCCAAGGUUCGGUUCUUGACGAAGAUAUAUCACCCAAACAUUGAUAAGUUGGGACGGAUCUGCUUGGAUAUCCUCAAAGAUAAAUGGAGUCCAGCUCUUCAGAUCCGCACGGUUCUUCUCAGCAUUCAGGCUUUGCUAAGUGCACCUAACCCAGAUGAUCCUCUGGCUGAAAAUAUCGCUAAACACUGGAAGACAAACGAACAGGAGGCUGUGGAGACUGCGAGGGAGUGGACUCGUUUGUAUGCAAGCGGCGCCUGAAGAUUGUUUCGUACUCCGGCCCAACUAAUAAAAAGUUGAGAUGCUUUAUAGGAGCGUGUUUAGGAAAGAAUUUGGUGCGACUUUGGGGGGGAUAGGUGCCCUGGUCACCUGUAGCAAGUAAGGUUGUGGAUUAGUCUUCUAACUUCUGAAAGUUAUUGCUCAUUCAUUCAAGUAGGGAGAGUGCACCCAAGUUCUUGUGAUAUUCCAGUGCAUUAUAGGAUCACCUGUCUAACCUCUUUUUGCACACUUAUCUCUUAGAAUGUUGUAGUGUCCAGGCUUAGACCUAUUUUGUUCUAUGCCAUAUCAGGCAGCCUUGAUUUCAACUUUCUUUUCACUAGUUGAGCAGAUUCUGGAACCGUGUUCAUUCUUUAUACUAUCCCCGACGAAGGCACUACUUAUUUUGUAGCGCACACGUUCAGGGCAAUUAUGAAGGACUGAAGAGAAGAUACUAGGGUGCUGCGCAUGAAAAUUUCUCCAUGUUUUAUCUUUAGUUUGAGUGUUUGUGUGCACAGUAGUUUUUUUCUCACCAGAGGCACUUUUGAAAAGAAAAGGGACUCAUACUGCAAUGGUGCAUGAAGGGUACAUUUGUAGGGUAGAAUGGACUGUUGCGCAUCUAAUAUUAGCUGAUUUGAUUGAACAUCAACGCUAGUUUUCAUUUUUCA
Messenger RNA from Physcomitrium patens, 1671 nucleotides. Its product is annotated as ubiquitin-conjugating enzyme E2 36. Lineage: Eukaryota; Viridiplantae; Streptophyta; Bryopsida; Funariales; Funariaceae. The record is from RefSeq and is a predicted model, not a curated record.